AUGCGACUAUCGAUAAGAGAGUCUUGGCAUCAGACUUCGCCUUUUGCACUUCCCUCUUCUCUACUCCUCCCCUACAUCAAAAUGGCUGCCCACCGCGCUGACGCCAGCUCAUUUCUCGACAAUCGCGGCUACAAGGGCCCCUUGGUCCGUGGUGUGAAUCCAGCUACCCUCUUCGAAAAAGCCGUUCGCGACCGCAUCACCGACUCAUACUACUGGAAGGAACAAUGCUUCGGUCUGAACGCGGCAACUCUGUGUGAUCGCGCAGUUGAGCUGACUUCCCUGGGUGGUACAUACGGUAUCUCCGAAAAGCCGACGCCGUUCCUCUGCCUCGCCUUCAAGCUACUCCAACUUGGACCAGACCGCGAAGUCAUCCUUGAACUACUCAACUAUACCGACCCCGGCAGCGACGAGGAGGGACAAAAUGCGGAUGACAAUGUCGUGAAGGCGCGAGGUGAUUUCAAAUAUUUGCGCGCCUUGGCUGCGUUUUAUGUGCGAUUGACCUUUGAUGCCGUUGACGUUUACAAGACGCUGGAACCGCUUCUCCUCGAUUAUCGGAAAUUGAAACGGCGUGUGCGCGACACAUUCACACUCACGUAUGUGGAUCAAUUCGUCGAUGAUCUUCUCACCAAGGAUCGUGUGUGCGGUACAAGUCUGUGGAAGCUCCCACCACGUGCGCAAUUAGAGGAUCUGGAAUUAUUGGACGAGCGCAUCAGCCCGCUCGCAGAUGAGCUGGAGGAAUUGGACCGAGAACACAACGAGGAAUCCGAGAAAAGCAGAGAAAACAGUCCUGCUGGAUCUCCCUCUAGAGACGAAGAUCCCAAGCGCAACGAGGGCGACGAUUGA
Penicillium salamii is the source of this 843-nucleotide messenger RNA. NCBI's taxonomy places the organism in Eukaryota, Fungi, Ascomycota, Eurotiomycetes, Eurotiales, Aspergillaceae. The record is from the annotation of a GenBank genome assembly.